This is a messenger RNA of Scheffersomyces coipomensis, 792 nucleotides long. RefSeq lists its product as uncharacterized. The record is from RefSeq and is a predicted model, not a curated record. Gene Ontology annotation, cellular component: cytoplasm. The coding region runs from base 1 to 792 and encodes 263 amino acids. The transcript has a single exon. NCBI's taxonomy places the organism in Eukaryota, Fungi, Ascomycota, Pichiomycetes, Serinales, Debaryomycetaceae.
AUGUAUACCAAUCUAGUGAUCCUUCCAUGUCAUGCUAUAUGGAAAGGUGGUGUCGAGUUGGGUGAAACUAGAGAUGAAUGGCACCUUGUGAAUUUCCAAAUUGAUGGUUAUGAUCAUCUAGCAUUUAAAGAUCAUAUUAUUCAAAGUAUAGAUUAUAUAAAAUCAAAACCUGAAAGUUUCUUAAUCAUCUCAGGGGGUCAAACGAAAGUUGAAUCAGGACCUAUUUCAGAAUCAUUAUCAUAUUACCAAUUAGCAACCAACUUGAUAGAAGAUGAACAUAAACAUUCAAUCUUGUCUCGAAUGUCAACUGAAGAACAUGCUCGUGAUUCAUUUGAAAAUGUUAUAUUUUCAAUUUGUCGAUUUUAUGAAUUAUUCAAUAGAUACCCAGAAGCAAUCACCAUCAUCGGAUUUGAAUUCAAAAGAGAAAGAUUCUUAACUUAUCAUCUAGAUAAAGCCUUGAGAUUUCCUUUACAUAAAGUAGAAUAUGUGGGAAAUUCACCCACCCCAAAGGAUUUCUCCAAACCAGAUCAGGAAAGGUACUUUAAAGAGCUUGAUGAUAGUGAAUAUAGAUUUGCCGUUAAAUUCUUUGAACAAGAUUGGUAUGGGAUAAAGAAACCAUUAGCGUCGAAGAAAUCUACCAGAAAUCCAUUUAAACGUUCUCAUGGUUAUGCUCAAAGUAAUCCACAGUUAACCAAAUUCUUAACCAUACUUCAACAAGAAGAUAUAGAUAUUUCAAACGAGGAAGUUCGCCAAUUAUUAAUAGAUUUACCUUGGAUAUGUACUACAGAAUAA